Sphenostylis stenocarpa is the source of this 315-nucleotide messenger RNA. Lineage: Eukaryota; Viridiplantae; Streptophyta; Magnoliopsida; Fabales; Fabaceae. The record is from the annotation of a GenBank genome assembly.
AUGUUUCACCUCUCUCUAUCGCAUCAGCACACUUCAAACCCUUCCCCCUCAGCCACCUCGAAGGCGUGUCUCUACCGUACCCUAGCACCCAUCUCCGUCCUCAUUCAUGGCACCUUGGUUGUGUCCUGCCCUAGCGGCAACUAUCCCAGCCACCUCCACUCCUUGCGCCCUAACCCAGCCUCAUCUUCGAACCCUAAAGCACCUUCAAUCAUCGUGAACCACCGUCAAACAAGCCUUUUUGCACUUCUCUCAUGCCUCCUCAUUCCCAUAUGCUUGAUUUCAUUUGAGAUAAAAUUAGGUUUAAUAAUUAGUUAG